GAUAGGCAUAAGUCUCACUACACAAAGCAGUUUUGUCAGCUUGCUGAAGACAACAAGAUACAGCUCUUUGCCCUCCCACCUCAUACAACCCACCUCCUCCAGCCUCUAGAUGUGGGUUGGUUUCAACCGCUCAAGUGGUAUCACGGCAAGACGCUUGAGUACGCCUCUCGUACAGGCUCGCGCGACAUCAAAAAGGCCGACUUUAUGGCUACAAUAGAGGAGAUCCGGUGCUUAACGUUUACAAAGUCUACAAUCUGCUCAGGUUGGCGCCGUACAGGCAUAAUGCCGUACAAACCUGAC
Bipolaris sorokiniana ND90Pr is the source of this 300-nucleotide messenger RNA. RefSeq lists its product as uncharacterized. The record is from RefSeq and is a predicted model, not a curated record. The transcript has a single exon. NCBI's taxonomy places the organism in Eukaryota, Fungi, Ascomycota, Dothideomycetes, Pleosporales, Pleosporaceae. Gene Ontology annotation, molecular function: nucleic acid binding. The annotation marks the transcript as partial.